Messenger RNA from Macadamia integrifolia, 906 nucleotides. Its product is annotated as MDIS1-interacting receptor like kinase 2-like. Lineage: Eukaryota; Viridiplantae; Streptophyta; Magnoliopsida; Proteales; Proteaceae. Gene Ontology annotation, biological process: hormone-mediated signaling pathway. Gene Ontology annotation, molecular function: protein binding. The coding region runs from base 1 to 906 and encodes 301 amino acids. Gene Ontology annotation, cellular component: plasma membrane. The transcript has a single exon. The record is from RefSeq and is a predicted model, not a curated record.
AUGGCUGGGAACAAUAUAACUGGUAAGAUACCUCCAGAGCUUGGGAUGUUAACUCAACUGGGUCAACUUGAUCUUUCUUCAAAUUACCUGGUGGGAGAAAUUCCUAAGGAAUUUGGUGAGUUGACAUCCUUGCUAAAUCUUAGCUUGAGUGACAACCAACUUUCUGGCAGUUUACCAUUAGAAGUUGGAAGGCUAAACAGCCUAAUAUAUCUUGACUUGUCAACAACCACUUUGAAUGGAAACAUACCAAAAGAAAUAGGGAACUGCUCCCGUUUAUUAUAUCUUGAUUUAAGCAACAAAAAAUUUUAUGGAAGCAUUCCAUUUCAAAUUGGCAAUCUAGUUUACCUUCAACUUCGAUUGGACCUUAGUCAAAACAGGUUCAGUGGAGAGAUAUUGUCACAGUUUAAAAAUUUAGGGAGCUUGGAAAUGUUAAAUCUCUCCCACAAUAAACUCUCAGGUACUAUUUUCUCUGCAUUCGAUGGAAUGUCUAGCUUGACAUCCAUUGAUAUAUCUUAUAAUGAGUUCGAGGGUCCGAUUCCAAACAACAGAGCCUUUCAAAAUGCUACAAUAGAAGCUUUGAGAAACAACAAAGCAUUGUGUGGCAAUGCAAGUGGCCUGCAACCUUGCAAAUUAUCCUUUCCGGAAGGAGAAAAGGAAAGACCAGACCACAAAAUCCUGAUUGCUGUCAUGGUUCCAUUGUUAGGUGUGCUAUUUCUUCUGUUUGCUUUUGUUAGUAUUGCUUGUAUUGUCUACCGAAGGGAAAGAAUUAUUGAGACAGGCCAAAGAACAACAACAAAUGAUACAGAUUUAUUUUCAAUAUGGAAUUAUGAUGGAAGAAUAGUAUAUCAAGAAAUUGUUGAAGCAACUGAGGAUUUUGAUGCCAAAUAUUGCAUUGGGACGGGGUGA